GUUAACUUUUCUGAUAGUGAAGGUUGAGGUCACUACACACGCCGUCCUUUGCGCGCCCCUUCGUCUUCAGUUAUUGAGAAGUCUUCAUACAGAAACAUGUCUAAGACUAAGUGUUUUCUGGAUGUGAGUGCCGACAAGACAGCUCUUGGAAGAAUAGUAGUUGAGCUGAGGGGUGAUGUUGUUCCUAAAACCGCAGAGAACUUCAGAGCAUUGUGUACUGGAGAAAAAGGCUUUGGAUUCAAGGGCAGUUCGUUCCAUAGAGUCAUUCCAGGUUUCAUGUGCCAGGGAGGCGACUUUACCAACCAUAACGGCACUGGUGGCAAGAGCAUCUAUGGGGAAAAAUUCAAGGAUGAAAACUUUACAUUGAAGCACACUGGGGCUGGUAUUCUGUCUAUGGCAAAUGCUGGACCAAACACAAAUGGCUCACAGUUUUUCUUGUGCACUGCAAAGACUGACUGGCUGGAUGGCAAGCACGUUGUGUUUGGUCAGGUGGUGGAGGGGAUGGACGUGGUGAAGAAGGUUGAGGGCUAUGGCUCCCAGAACGGCAAGACAAAAGAGAAGAUCACCAUCACCAACUGUGGUCAGCUUUGAACACACAUAGAUUCUCUCAACAACCCAUAAUGAAAGUGUUCAACAUUUCAACAAUGACAUUUUCUUGUGUCAGUGCAACAGAUUAAACUUAAUAACUGCAAUUUAAACGUUGUUUGUAUCAACAAAGGAACACUCCUCAUGCUCUUAUUAUUGUUUCUGUGCUUAUUGUAAAUCCUUAUGUAGUUCUAUAUUGUUCAUUGUGAUUCCUGAUCAAAUACUGUUUUGAUCAACAUAGAAAAAGUCCCAAGUUGUCGGAUUUGCCAUUUGAUAUCCAACUUUUUGUAGACCUGAAUGUUCAUAGUGUAAGAACAAACUGUUUGAAAAGGAAAUCUCAGUAAAUCAAGUGAAAUAAAGUUCUUUUGAUAAAA
Dreissena polymorpha is the source of this 959-nucleotide messenger RNA. RefSeq names its product peptidyl-prolyl cis-trans isomerase-like. Gene Ontology annotation, biological process: protein folding; protein peptidyl-prolyl isomerization. The coding region runs from base 97 to 591 and encodes 164 amino acids. The record is from RefSeq and is a predicted model, not a curated record. Gene Ontology annotation, molecular function: peptidyl-prolyl cis-trans isomerase activity. The transcript is spliced from 5 exons. Gene Ontology annotation, cellular component: intracellular membrane-bounded organelle. NCBI's taxonomy places the organism in Eukaryota, Metazoa, Mollusca, Bivalvia, Myida, Dreissenidae.